AUGACGAAAACUAAAGAGGGCUACACCGUUAAUGGUACUGAAGCAAAAGCUCCAUUAUUCUGCUCAUUUCGUUUGCUAUUGGCCUUUCUCGCAUUUCUUGGUUUUUUUCUUUGCUAUGCUCAACGCAAUGGACUUUCCGUAAGCAUUGUCUGCAUGGUUGAUCCAAGUGCUGAUAAUUUGACUUCAUCAGACAGCAACACGGAUCCUGUAAUUAGUCGUAAUAUUCCAGAAUCAUGUAAAAAACAUACUGACCAAAACGAUCGAACUGAAAGUCAAGUUCUGUUUUGGCCAAAAACAACACGCGGUACUAUUCUAGGCUCGUUCUAUUGGGGUUAUGCUUUAACACAAAUACCAUCAUCUGUUGCGGUUAAUAUACUUGGACCGAAACGCUUUCUUGCUAUACUAAUAUUAGUAUCAUCAGCAGCUACGUUACUCGUACCACUUGUCUCAAAUUUACAUCCAGCUGCUGUUAUUCUAUUGAGAAUUGUGGCUGGUGCCGCUCAGGGUGGUCUUUGGCCAACAAUAUUUCGUUUUUGGGCUACAUGGGCUCCAGCAUCGGAACGAACAACUCUCCUCUCAUUUCCAAGUUCUGGACCAUCAAUGGGUACUAUUGUUUCGUACAUGAUGGGUGGGUUUUUCUGUGAGUUUUCAUUCAGCUCUGCAAUGCCGUUCAUAUUGAGAUUUGGUUGGACAUACUUCUUCUAUGUUCUCGGUGGUCUUGGCAUACUUUGGUCAAUAUUUUGGCUUUUUCUUGCAAGUGAUACACCAGUAUUAAAUAAACAUAUAUCUGACAACGAAAGAGACUAUAUUCAAGCAUGUAAAGCCGCCGAAAAAAUUCAAGAUACACGAACAAAAACACCAUGGGUACCGAUGUUACGAUCACAAGGCUUUUGGUGUAUUGUUGUAUCAAUGUUUUUCUGUGAUUUUGGUCUCUAUGCUAUUUGGACUGUUAUACCACAAUAUAUGGAUGAAGUAUUGUUAUUUACAAACAAAGAAAAUGGUAUUUAUUCAGCAUUACCACAAAUCGGUAGUUUUAUUGUUGUUAUGUUAUCUGGCGGUUUAGCAGAUUUGAUAAUUAAAAAGAAAUAUUUAAAACGUGUUAAUACAAGAAAAUUAUUUCAUGGUGUUGGAACAUUAGCACCGGCAAUAUGUCUUUUAUUAAUGUCAUUUCUUGAUUGUGAAAGUCGCCGUUUAGCGGUUACUCUCUUAUUUGUUGGCGUUGCCUUAAACGGUUUUAUGAUGUCUGGUGGUUAUGUUGUUAAUGUUGGCGAUUUCAGUGGUGUUCAUUCAGGCGUUGUGUUUGGUGUUUGCAAUACGAUUUCUAGUAUUGGUGGCUUCUGUGCACCGUACAUCACAGGUUUCAUUACAAAAAAUAAAACAGCAGGUGAAUGGAAACUUGCAUUGAUGUUAUAUGCUGCAUCAUUUCUUAUAUCGGCUGUCGCAUUUUCACUCUUAGCUCGUGGAGAAACUGAACCAUGGGCACGAGAUGAUGUUCACGACGAAAAAAUCAAUUACGAUGUUGAUGCUAACAAAGAAUUAAUGGAAAUCAAGGCAUCUACCGUUGUACCACAAAGCCAAGUUGCUUAA
Rotaria socialis is the source of this 1587-nucleotide messenger RNA. The record is from the annotation of a GenBank genome assembly. NCBI's taxonomy places the organism in Eukaryota, Metazoa, Rotifera, Eurotatoria, Philodinida, Philodinidae.